AUGACAAAACCAACAAUAGUUCUAGUACCUGGUUCCUUCGCCGUCCCAGAACUCUAUAAUCCUAUAUUCGAUGCUGUUCGCCAGAGAGGCCGCGAGAUAGGAGGUGUGCAUCUUCCGAGUGUAGGUCUCAAGCCUCGUGAGGGUCGCCCCGGCAAUCCUCCAACUAUGUAUGAUGACGCAGAACAUAUUAGCAAGGAAAUAGAGCGACUAUCAGACGAAGGCAAGGAUGUUAUUGUCAUCGGCCAUUCGUAUGGAGGAGUUCCAGUCUCCCAAUCUGGAAAGGGGCUAAGCAAGGAGGAAAGGCAGAAGCAAGGGAAAUCUGGUGGAUUGGUUCGCCUUGCUUAUCUGACGUGCUUAGUCCCAGGUCUCGGUGGUAGUGCUAGAGAUGUUCUAGCUGAUGUGCCGGAUGAGCACAAAGUGGAAAUGAAAGUCCUCGACAGUGGAUGGAUGGUGCACGACAACCCGGAAUCAACAGCUCGAAUCUGUUUUUCGCUCGGGGAUUUGGAGGAGGGAACAGCAAUCGUGAAGACAUUUCCUAUGCAUUCGGCAGUCAGCUUUGUCAAUCCCCUGACAUAUGCUCGUUUCACGGACGUUCCAUGCUCUUACCUUCUUUGCGAGCAAGAUUUAUGUAUCCCAGCAAGUGUGCAGAAAGCAGGAAUCGACAUGAUCGAGAAAGAGAGUGGGAGGAAAGUGGAUGUGACUAGCAUCUACGCUGAUCACAUUCCAAAUGUCACCUCGCCAAAGGAAACAAUUGAUUGGAUAGUAGGACUUGAUGCAUAA
Exophiala bonariae is the source of this 780-nucleotide messenger RNA. RefSeq lists its product as uncharacterized. NCBI's taxonomy places the organism in Eukaryota, Fungi, Ascomycota, Eurotiomycetes, Chaetothyriales, Herpotrichiellaceae. The record is from RefSeq and is a predicted model, not a curated record. The transcript has 2 exons. Bases 1 to 780 code for a protein of 259 amino acids.